UGAUGGAAAUACUCUAGCAUCUGGUAGUUAUGAUAACUCUAUACGUUUAUGGGAUGUUAAGACAGGAUAAUAAAAAAAUAAAUUAGAAGGCCAUAGUAGUUGUGUAAAUUCAAUCUGUUUUUCUCCUUAUGGAAAUACUCUAGCUUCAGGUAGUAAUGAUAAGUCAAUACGUUUUUGGAAUGUUAAGACUGGAUAAUCAAUCGAGCAAACAGAUAAGUGUCCAUUAG
Paramecium sonneborni is the source of this 227-nucleotide messenger RNA. The record is from the annotation of a GenBank genome assembly. NCBI's taxonomy places the organism in Eukaryota, Ciliophora, Oligohymenophorea, Peniculida, Parameciidae.